This is a messenger RNA of Megalobrama amblycephala (Wuchang bream), 2779 nucleotides long. It is a transcript of the gene edil3b, whose product is annotated as EGF-like repeats and discoidin I-like domains 3b. Lineage: Eukaryota; Metazoa; Chordata; Actinopteri; Cypriniformes; Xenocyprididae. The record is from RefSeq and is a predicted model, not a curated record. The transcript has 11 exons. Bases 580 to 1968 code for a protein of 462 amino acids. Gene Ontology annotation, molecular function: calcium ion binding.
AAUAAAUGAACAUGUUUAUAGUCAUAAUGAGAGCACACCUAGGCUAUAGAAAAAAAGAUUAUUUUCGAUGUAAGACGUGAUGUUUUUAUUUUCUUGUACUAAAAUAGCCAAUAAAGUAGGUUAAUAUGGGACAUUAUAACAUUAGCUACAUUUGCACGUGGCGAUUUUACGUUGCACAUCACGAAUAUUGGAGAGUCAAAUCAAUUACGUGCCCCUAUUUUUUCGUUCAUUUCUUUGUUUGUUUGUUUGUUUUGUUUAACUCUGUAAAGUAGCUUCAGUAGCUACAUUUAAAUUCCCCGUAUGCCCUAGAUAUUAAAGUUCAUUAUUUUUUCUUGCUUUCUGAGGAUGAAUGGAUCAGUGGGUGCGUCUUCACUGAUGCCAGUGUCGAGUCUCCAUCAUCAUCUUCAUCACUGCAGUAAGAAGCAGCAGCAGCAGCAGCAGCAUCACUGCUCGGAGUCACAGCAUCACCGGACAUCCACGCUGCGAGUCUCUCUGCCAUUACAUCUGCAUCACAGCUGAAACUCGGGACGGAUCGAGGCUUUACUGGAGAACCAGCGGACAUACUCAAGUUUCCUCGCCAUGGUUCCUUUAUUUUUGUUCCUGGUCGUCCGCAUUGCCGCGUCCAUCCCACAUCCGACAUCCACUGGUGAAGUAUGUGAACCGGUUCCGUGUGAGAACGGUGCUGACUGUCCCAGUACACCAUCUGAUGAAAAUGUUUCCUCAUCAGGCUGGGAAGAGGAAUCUGUGAUCGGGCCCUGCCACCCGAACCCGUGUCACAACGGAGGGGUGUGUGAACACAGUGAGACCUACCGCGGAGACACUUUUGUCGGAUAUUUGUGCAGAUGUCCAAUUGGCUUCAAUGGUGUCCACUGCCAACACAAUGUUAACGAGUGUGAGAAAAAUCCUUGCAAAAAUGGCGGCAGCUGCACAGACCUGCGAGCAAACUACACCUGCCAAUGUCCCGGCGAAUACAUGGGGCGGAACUGUCAGUACAAAUGUUCUGGACCUUUAGGUAUGGAAGGGGGGAUCAUUUCAAACCAGCAGGUAACAGCUUCCUCCACGCAUCGAGCUCUGUUUGGACUGCAGAAGUGGUUUCCGUACUUCGCCCGACUCAACAAGAAGGGCCUCGUCAAUGCCUGGAGCGCAGCCGAGGGCGAUCGAUAUCCAUGGAUUCAGAUAAAUCUACAGCAGAGAAUGAGGGUGACCGGACUGAUAACACAGGGUGCCAAGCGAAUCGGAAGCCCUGAGUAUGUGAAAUCAUAUAAAGUGGCAUACAGCGAUGACGGGAAGGCCUGGAGCAUGUUUAAAGUCAAGGACACAGAUGAGGACAUGAUAUUCACAGGAAAUACCGAUAACAAUGCCCCCUCGGCCAACUCCUUCAGCCCACCGAUUGAAGCGCAAUACAUCCGCGUUUACCCACAAGUCUGCAGGAAACACUGCACACUGCGAAUGGAGCUCCUGGGCUGUGAGCUCACAGGAUGCUCAGAGCCCAUGGGGAUGAAGACCGGACACAUCCAGGACUAUCAAAUAACCUCCUCCAGUGUGUUUCAAACCCUGAACAUGGACAUGUUCUCCUGGGAACCCUCCAAGGCCAGACUGGACAAACAGGGCAAGGUCAAUGCAUGGACGUCAGCCCAUAACGACCAAUCACAGUGGCUGCAGGUGGAUUUGCUGAUUACAACCAAAAUCACAGGAAUUAUCACCCAAGGAGCCAAAGAUUUCGGGCAUGUGCAGUUUGUUGGUUCCUUUAAAUUGGCGUUCAGUAACGAUGGAGAGAAAUGGCUCGUAUAUCAGGAUGAGAAACAACAGAAGGAUAAGAUCUUCCAAGGAAACUUUGACAAUGAAACGCACAGAAAGAACGUGAUAGAUCCGCCGAUCUACGCCCGAUUCGUCCGGAUUCUUCCGUGGUCGUGGUACGGACGCAUCACUAUGAGGGCGGAGCUUCUGGGCUGUCCGGAGGAACAGUGAAAGUUUGCCACGUUUAUGACGGACUGUGUAAAAACAACUUUAAACAUUUCUAAUGGUGAUCUUUCAAGGAUGCUGUUGAGACUUGGCUGGUCUGAUUAGAAAAUGAAAGAUCUUUUGAUUACAGUCGAUUAUGAUUGUGAUGACUUUGAAUGGAUUUUUUUUUUUUUUUCUGAAAAUAUCACAAUGCUUUUUAAAUGUUACUGUCACUGUACAAAUGACUACUUUUAUUUGAGAGUAUAAACAGCUGAAGUAGGUCAAUUGAAUCCACUCAGGUCAAAGGUCACCUGCUAGAAUAGUACUUUGAGUUUAGGGGGUACUGAGAACUGUUAACAUUCUUACAAAUUUAUGUAUAUUAACUACUAAAUGGUGUUCAUUUGUAAUUUAUUAAUAUUCAAUCAAAACAAAAUCAAAGAAUGAAUAGUAGGGGAGAGUGGGGUAAACUGUGCCACUUAUCAAGAUGGUGAAUUGGUGAAUCAUGGUGAAUUUUUCCGGUUGAAAUCUAUGGAAGCUUAUUUAAAUAAAAAAUGUAAAUGUGACUUUUUAACUCACAAUUUAGACUUUUUUUCUCAGAAUUCUGAGAAAAAACCUGAAUUGUGAGAUAUAAAUACAUUAAGAAAUUAAUAUAAAUAUUAAUAUACUUCUUUCUUGCAAUUGCGAUUUCAUAUCUUGCUCAUAUCUUGCACUAUUGACAAUAGACAAUGGAACUUUCUGCUGAAAUUUAACUAAUGUGACAUCAUAUUUCAGAAGAAAGUGUCUAUAAUAGCCACAGUGGUUUAGUGACACAACUUGCCCCAUGUUAGGGGUAACCUGU